Sceloporus undulatus (fence lizard) is the source of this 4439-nucleotide messenger RNA. RefSeq names its product SUZ12 polycomb repressive complex 2 subunit (gene SUZ12). The transcript is spliced from 16 exons. Bases 175 to 2517 code for a protein of 780 amino acids. The record is from RefSeq and is a predicted model, not a curated record. Lineage: Eukaryota; Metazoa; Chordata; Lepidosauria; Squamata; Phrynosomatidae. Gene Ontology annotation, cellular component: ESC/E(Z) complex; nucleus. Gene Ontology annotation, molecular function: chromatin DNA binding.
UUAGGGGGCGGGAGCCGCGGCCCUGGCGCCGUCCGGUUUGGCUGGGCCGAGAGGGCGCUUGAGGAGAAGCGAGAGGAAGAGGAGGACGCCGCCACUUCCUCCUCGCCUCUCCCCGGGUGGCUGCUCCCCUCCCCGGCUCCGUCCUUCUUCCUCUCCCGCUCCGGAAAGGCCCUCAUGGCUCCUCAGAAGCACGGAGGAGGAGGAGGCGGCAGCGGCGCGGGGCCCAGCUCUGGCGCCCCGAAUGGCGGCGCGGGAGGAGGCGCCGUCGCGGCCGCCAAUGCCACCGCCAUCGCCGCCACUGGAGGGGGGUUCGGCGGAUCCACCUCUGCAGCGGCGCCGGGCGGGAAGUCUGGGGGCGCCGCCGCCGUCGCCGGAGGAGGAGGAGGAGGAGGAGGAAGCGGAGGCGGCGGCUAUUCUGGCGGCGGCGGAGGAGGAGGAGGAGGGGGCUCCUCGGCGUCUUCUGCCGCUGCCGCCUCGGCCGCGGCCCUGCCUCCGGUGAAGAGGCCGAAGAUGGAGCAGAUCCAGGCCGACCACGAGCUCUUCCUGCAGGCCUUCGAGAAGCCAACACAAAUAUAUAGAUUUCUACGUACCCGCAAUCUUAUAGCUCCAAUAUUCUUGCACAGAACUCUCACUUACAUGUCCCACAGAAACUCCCGAACAAAUAUCAAAAGGAAAACUUUCAGAGUAGACGGGAUGCUGACGAAAGUAGAGAAAACAAAGGGAGAACACGACUUGCAAAGUUUGUCUGCUCAUCUACAACUCACCUUUACUGGUUUCUUCCAUAAAAAUGAUAAGCCAUUGCAAAAUUCAGAAAAUGAACAAAGUUCUGUAAACCUGGAAGUACUGCUUGUAAAAGUCUGCCACAAGAAACGAAAGGAUGUUAGUUGUCCCAUAAGGCAAGUACCCACUGGUAAAAAGCAAGUACCUUUGAAUCCAGAUCUCAACCAAAUGAAACCAGGCAACUUUCCAUCACUUGCAGUUUCCAGCAAUGAAUUUGAACCUAGUAACAGCCAUAUGGUGAAGUCCUACUCAUUAUUAUUCAGAGUAACUCGUCCAGGAAGAAGAGAAUUUAAUGGGAUGAUAAAUGGUGAAACAAAUGAAAACAUUGAUGUUAAUGAGGAGCUUCCAGCUAGACGAAAACGCAAUUCUUCCAACCGUGAAGAUGGAGAAAAGACUUUUGUAGCACAGAUGACUGUGUUUGAUAAAAACAGACGACUACAGCUUCUUGAUGGGGAAUAUGAAGUAGCCAUGCAGGAGAUGGACGAGUGUCCAAUCAGCAAGAAAAGAGCUACAUGGGAGACAAUACUUGAUGGGAAGAGGCUGCCUCCAUUUGAAACAUUUUCUCAGGGACCCACGCUGCAGUUUACUCUUCGCUGGUCAGGAGAGGCAAAUGAUAAACCUGCAGCUCCUACUGCCAAGCCUCUUUCAACACGCAAUUCAGAAAGCCUCCCUCAAGAAAACAAACCCAGUUCUGUCAAACCUACACAGACUAUAGCUGUGAAAGAAACGUUGCCAUCAGACCUACAAACAAGAAAAGACAGAGAUGUUUCAAAUGAGCCUCGACAAAAGCUAAGAAUAUUUUAUCAGUUCCUUUAUAACAAUAACACAAGGCAGCAGACGGAAGCUAGAGAUGACUUGCAUUGUCCAUGGUGCACACUGAAUUGCCGCAAGCUUUACAGCUUACUCAAACAUCUCAAGCUUUGUCACAGCCGGUUCAUUUUCAAUUAUGUGUAUCAUCCAAAAGGUGCUAGGAUAGAUGUUUCGAUCAAUGAGUGUUAUGAUGGCUCCUAUGCAGGAAAUCCUCAGGAUAUUCAUCGUCAGCCUGGGUUUGCCUUCAGUCGUAAUGGACCAGUCAAAAGAACUCCAAUUACUCACAUCCUUGUAUGCAGACCAAAGCGUACAAAAGCAAGCAUGUCUGAAUUUCUUGAAUCUGAAGAUGGAGAAGUAGAACAGCAACGGACAUAUAGCAGUGGUCAUAAUCGGUUAUACUUUCACAGUGAUACCUGCCUACCUCUCCGCCCACAAGAAAUGGAAGUUGAUAGUGAAGAUGAAAAGGAUCCUGAAUGGCUAAGGGAGAAAACUAUAACGCAAAUUGAAGAGUUUUCUGAUGUUAAUGAAGGAGAAAAAGAAGUGAUGAAAUUAUGGAAUCUACAUGUCAUGAAGCAUGGGUUUAUUGCUGACAAUCAAAUGAAUCAUGCCUGUAUGUUGUUUGUAGAAAAUUAUGGACACAAAAUAAUUAAGAAGAACUUGUGUCGAAACUUCAUGCUCCAUCUGGUCAGCAUGCAUGACUUUAAUCUUAUAAGCAUAAUGUCAAUUGACAAAGCUGUUACUAAGCUCCGAGAAAUGCAACAGAAGUUAGAAAAGGGGGAGUCCCCUACUACCACAUCAGUUGAGGAGUUUUCUGAAGAACAAACUGAGACAGCUAAUGGCUGCAGUGAAGCUAACACUAGGGAAAGAUCUUCAGAAAUGGAUAGUACCUCAUGCUUGACAAAACAGAAUAGAAAACAGAAGAUUUGAAAAGGAAGAGCAAAGGUUAUUGUUUGGCCAGAUACUGAAGUGACAUUCAAAGAAGCAUGAACUCUAAAAGGAAUGGAAUAAGAUACACAGGUUCCUAAUGGGCACUGCUGGAAACAAAGGAUUUCAACAAGCAUAGUGUUAAUGUGGUUCCUAUUGAGUUAAUUAUGCAAGUACUACAUGUAUAUCAGUUCUAGUGAUGUAAUGACAAUACUCAAAGUUUGAGCAUGAAGAGCAAUACAAUUUUUGGGAAUUUUAAUUAUGAAUUGUACUGAAUUUACAUAACUUGAGUAUAUGUAAACCAGUUUUUAUAUAAAGAUUUUUUGCAUCUGUACUGGCUGUCUUUCCUACUGUGGAGUUAAAAAUUAGGGAAGGAUAUGGGGACAGUUUAUGCUUUGUAUUUAGAAAUUCUUUAGGUUAACUUUUUGUGGGAAAUAAUGUACCAUUUAAAGCUUAACUUUAUCUUCUUUUCUUUUUUUUUUAAUUUGUAUUAAUAACAGUCAAACUACCAAUUGAAAUUUUUAAACACAUUUUUAAACCUUCAGCUGUAACAUAGCACUUCUUUGUCUCGUGCCUGUUUGGGGGGAAUCGGUUGCUUUUCUCAUUAAAAACUUAGGGAAGUUCUAUCUUCAUUGUUAUAGUGACCUAGUAGAACAUGUAGAUAACUGAUCAGCUGGUGUACUAGAUCAAACCUUUAACCUUCUUAAGCAGAACUGUCUAGGGUUAUAUAAAUGGCAUACUGUGUUAACAUCUACAGGCUGUGAUAAGCAGUGCCUGGAUCUGUGCCUAUUUUUGCUUAUGUACAGAUUGCAAGAUCAAAGCAUCGACUUGGGAUUUGGAUGCUACUGUUGAGGGGGAAAUGCACUGUAAAAUUGGGCCCAAAAAUGUGUUGCACUUCUUAUGCAAGUAUUCUGUGAUGUAUUGCAUUCAAUACAGAUGCUAACUAAAUAGUCUUGUGCAGUCUUGCACUGCUGUUAACACAUUUAAGCAUAUGUUUACAGAUUUUCUUUUUUCCCAUGGAAAGUAGUUUCACUACUGGUACAAUAUCAGCACCAAGGGUUUAUUUCAGCAAGCACUGUGGUUGAGUUACAUCACCUCAUUUUUUUAUUCUUAAAUAGUUCAUUUUUCAUAUUCUUUAUUUAUAAAGGAUCAAUUCUGUAAAUACCAGUAUUUCUAAUUUUUUAUUUCAUUCCAGCACCAUAAGAAGGCAGUUCCUUUUUGGGGCGGGGUGUAGGAGGGGGAGAAGCUUUCUAAUGGGGAUGCUCAGAAAUUUAUAAAACUGUAAAUAUGACUUUGGUCCCUAAAGAUGUGUUUAACUGUGAGACUAUUUAACUAAUUGUGUGGAUGUGAUUUGUCAUCCAGUAUUAAGUUCUUAGUCACGGAUUUGUGUCAAUAGGAAAGAGGGAAACUACAGCUUUCAUUAGACUGCCUAAUUUGCCUGCUCUGAGUUAUAGCAAACUCUGAACACACCUUUGAUAGCUGGUCAAGCAUUUCUCUUGGGCUUUAAUUUGCUAAAACUGUGCACAUAUGUAAAGAAUAUAUUUUAGGAGAGACAUAAUAGAACUAUUGCUUAUGUCACUUCUUAAGCAGUUACACUCUUAAUGCUUAAAAGGAGGCUAGCAUUGUUUGCACAAAAAGUUGGUGACCCCCCCCCCCCAAAAUAGUAAUGAAAUUACUUCUGUCAAGUAAACUUUGUAUGUCACGUCCAUUUAUAAUAAGAGCAGAGAAUCCCUUUGUUUCUAUUUAUAAUAAAGAUGGAUUUUCUAUAUGUACCCUUAAGACUUUGAAGAAAUCAUGUAAACUGGUUGAACAUUUGAAUGGUACAGUAGAUAUAAAAAGACAAUUGUUUAAUGGAUCUUUUUGUUUUUACAUUAAAUGUUUAUUUGAAAUUGGAUUUUGUACAUAAAGUUCAGUAAUAUAAAAUU